Molecule: messenger RNA, 15594 nt
Organism: Lagopus muta (rock ptarmigan)
Lineage: Eukaryota; Metazoa; Chordata; Aves; Galliformes; Phasianidae
Gene: COMP
Product: cartilage oligomeric matrix protein
Exons: 23
Coding region: 6545-8830 (761 amino acids)
Biological process (GO): cell adhesion
Cellular component (GO): extracellular region
Molecular function (GO): calcium ion binding
Source: RefSeq, a predicted model, not a curated record
CCGUUCGCGCCUAAAGGAGGGGUUAAACGCCCCCCUCCCCGACAGGGCUCUCUCGCGAGGGGGGCGGAGCCUGAUCGCUGACUGACUGCUGCCACAGCCAAUGAGCCCUCGAGCUGAGGAGGAAGGGCGGGCUGUGGCGGCAGAAGGGCCAGUGGCGACGCGCGGUGGAGGGCCGGGGGUGUUUGUGAGGGGAGCGGGGCUGUGUGGAGCCCUUCUUGCCCUUACUGGUGCUCCUGCAGUCUGCCCGCCUCUGUGGAAGUGCGGUGUCUGUGGUGAUGGAGGCAUAGCCGGGGCCUGCAGCGUUCUGAGGCGGGUGAUAAGAAGGCUCUGGUGUCACAGUAAUGCCAACUGUAAAACCCAUCAAAGCUGCACUGCCCUGUGUGACUGGUAAUGGAGGGCUGAACUGUCAUAGGGGGAGCUGGGCGGCCUGUGGAGGUUCUGUGUGUUGUGUGGGGGUGGGCAUUCAGUCCAUAAAUAAUUGGGGGUUGGCUUCAAUUAUCGCCAAACUCAUCUCUUUUGAGGUAACUCCCAGGCGUUGUGAGAAGCACUGGCAGGAAAAGCCGGUGCUGGUUCUGUUUUCCCCACUGAAGCCUUCAGCCAUAACAUGCACAUGAAUAUUGGCUUUUUAAGUAACUUUAAUUUUAUUCUUGCUUUUGGUGUAGGGUAAAGCUUGGAAUGGAAACGUCUGCUGCAUUUGCAGCUUUUAAGCUGAAAAGGUUUAAAUGAAGGUUGGAAAGGAUCUCAAUGCACCAAGAACAGGAGGGGGAAAUGAAGAUGGAGAGAGAAUACAGGAGUCACUGCAUCUACUCAUGGUUUGUGUUUGUGUUGAGCUUUAAGCUAUGAAGGGGCAGACUUACCAGUAGGUUAUCGUAGAUGUAGCUUAAUUUAAAGUAGGCUAAUUAAGCAAAAAAAAAGAUAGAAUGGAAAUUUGGUUGUGAGGUUAUGACUGCCGUGUUAGCUACAGUUUAACGUGGUGACAUCAAGGUAAGUCAGCAUACACUCAUAUGUAAUUUCAUACAUUAUGUUGAGACUUUUGAUUCCUCAAGUUGAAUCACAGCUACAUUAAACCCACUUGUAGUCUGACUGGAAAGCAUCCACAGGUGAAUUGAUACUUCCUUAAAACCAUCUGGAAAUUAUUUGUUUUGUAAUUCAGAGGGCAGCAUAACUGAAAAAAAAACAGGAAGGAAAUGAGAUCUAUUUUGAAGAUUGCAUUUAUAAAACCAGGUAGGUUGUUUUGUAUGGACACAUAUUUAUGAAUAAACAGACCAUUCUUUCAACGUUUGUCCAGUUUACAGAAUCAUCAGAAGGUUUGGAAAGCAAAGCUUUGAUGCGCUACUGUAUUUUUUCCCCUCCCCCUACAUAAGACAGAAAAUAAGAAUGCUUUUAAAGAGAAAGAAAACUCAUUGAAGACUGCAGACGCCGUUGUCCCUGUGCUAACAGAAGGUGAUUUUGGCUUCUGCUGCGCUGAGGGGAGGAUCGUGCUGCUGUCUGAGGUGCUGAAGCCAAAGUGCUGCCAGGGGGUCCUGGAGAUCCCCAUGUGCCCACGGUGUGCCUGGUGCCCCUGCUACACAAGUCAAAACUACACCCACUGUGAUUUGAGUGUGGGAAGACCGUAGUUCACAUGGAUGUGUUUGACGAGGGGUUUAAGUGGCAGUCAGUUGUGGCCAUUGGGCUCUUGGUUAAAAUAGGGAGACUGUAAUCAGUCUUUACACCAGCACAGAGGCAUGGCUUGCGAGAAAGAUACAUGUGAAUUUUGUGACAUUAAUGCUUAAUGGUAGGCCACUGCAUUCUGGAAAUUCUUUGAAAGACUUUGGUAUAUUUGAAGAUGAGCACGUGUGCAGUCUACACUGCAAUGCUUCCUGGAUGAUAUUCUAUUUGUGUAAGCAUUAUUUUGUGAAAGUUUUGCCUUUAAAUCUGGGCUAAUGCAAAGAGGUGCCACUUGGACUCGUUGGUCUUUAUUGUUGUGCAUCCAAUAUGAAAUUCAGAAGGGUAACACUCUAAAAACAGGAGCAUGUUGUCUAAGAAUGAUGGUGCUUCACCAUUUUUAUGCAUGAUUAGAAUCUAGAAUUCACAGGACAUGCUUAGCCAUAAGAAGCUGUUCAAGAGAACUAAUGUGAGUGAAUUCAGUUUGUUAGAAAGAUUCUUUCUGCUUGCUUGCAUGAGAUUGGAAGUUUAAGGUGGUUAUCUUGAAGAGGUGAUAAUAAAGGUUCCUGAUGAUGUAAGCGUAAAAUGGAAGCAUGCAGCAGUUUAGCUGUUGAUAGAAAUAAUGCAUUCAUGACUCAAAAUAGUUGGCUGUGCCUGAAAAUUCUCCUUGAGAUUAAUUUCCAUUCCACCACACACUAUCGCUGGGAUUUGAUAGCAUCCUCCAUCCAGGACUGCACAAGAGAAGUCUGAAAUCAAGCUGUGAUGAAAAGGAACGAACUGAUUGGUCUCUGCAAGCUCCGAGCCAUGGAGAUAGAGUUAGAAAGUGUCAUGAUGACGUGAAGGGUUGAAAGCCAAUCGAAUGGAGCGUGAGGGAUCUGCCAAACUGCUAUUUCAGAUGGCAGAGCCGGCUAAAGAAACCAUGUAUUUUUAUCCUGGGAGACAACAGUUCAGAUUAGGGGAAAAUAAGCAUGAAGUUGAAAUCAGAUUUUCUUGGCACGGCCCUUCAGGAGUGCUUGCACAUUAACGUGUGAUGAUAUUGUCUCUAUAAUAAGUACCAUGGUUGUGCAAUAUGUUAACAUGUUGUAAAAUGAGAAAUACAACCCAUUGAUUUAUUAUGCCUAUUUAAUCACUUUAUCUACGUGCUCUGUUAUUUCCACACAUCUGCUUUUUAACAUCAUUUUCUGUUUAAUGUUCAGUAACUCGCAUUGUUUUAAAGGUUCUUAAUUUUCUGUCUGCUUUUUCCUUUUGCUUUCCUCUUUUCUAGGUCUUCACAUGAAAAUCCCGUGCAGUUUUACUUAGGUUAUCAAUCUUUUGGUUUUUAAAAAUGCACCAGAAACGCAGCAGCAAAGCACAGAUCCUUGAAGGCUGUGAAUUCGCCGUUCCAUUGCAGAUGUUACAGUUCUGCUCGGCUGCCACAAGAGGGACGUAGAAGGAAAGCUAAGAUAACCGGGGAGAAAAAAACAAACCGAAAGAGCAGCUUCAUGCAGCUUCAGCUGCACUGUGGCUGUGAAAAAGUGUUCCUGAAGCAAACUGGAUGAGUACUUUAAAGCAAUGGAGGAAAAGGAGGAGAAGAUCUUGACAUUUCUUCAGUGAUCUCGGAUGGAGAAGAUACUUAGAUAUCAAGGCUUGGUUCUCUGUCAUUGCAGUUUGCCAUUGAUUAAUUGAAAGGAACAUUAAAAGUACUUAUAAAAGGUCUUCGGUCAACUUCAGUAUCUUGCUUCCCUUGGAGAUUUGAAGUUAAGAGACAUAAACCAGAUUUCAUCAAGCUGUAACUCUUCAAACCAGUCACAGAGCACGACCUUGAAUGGAUUAUUGCAUCUUGCACUGAAUGAAGCAUGUGGAGAGGAGAUUUCUGAAGAUAGAAGUUUGUUUUGACUGGAAACACUCAGCAGAAAGGUAGAACAGGACCAAUGAUUCUGCUCACUGCUGGGCAUGACCUUCACUGUCCAGUCCUUUCCACAGUAUCCAUCUUUAGAAUUUGCAAAUGUUCAUCCAUGGCAUUCAGAAUGAGGAGAUGCUGAGAAGUUCUAAUGUACUGGGCUUAAUACUGAUCUGCACGUGAGUGAAAUGGAAGUGAGCGUUGAGUGAAUGUGUCAGCUUGGUUCAACUCCAUUUGUAAUCUCACAGUCCACCAGAACAGAGAAUGCAUCUUCCAUGACAUUGACAAUUUUAUUCGUGGUGGCAUGUAAUAAAAAUUAUGACUGACUAUGAUUUAGUUCAGACUUCAGGACUCACAGUUGACAGUCUGCAAUGACUGUGACCAUUUUUUUAUCUCCACCUUUUACAGUGGAUGUAUGAAAGCUGGAAACCUAGCUUUAAUGCGUGAGCAUUAGCAGGCUCAUGUAAAACUACUGAAUUGAAAUGCAUGUCUUCUCAUAUAUAAUGCUUUAAAGAAGGUACUGAUCUGCUCUGUGUGCACAGUAAGAAAGACAGUGGGCCUAAAGAGCAUCCCUUGGAAACAUUUUCUAGCAGUGGGAAUAUAAAGCAUUGGAAGCUUCCUGAGCUGGUUGUGGAGCUUCCAUCACUGGAGGCAUUGAAGAACAAGGCAGAGAAAUCUGACUCAAGAAUGCCAUAGAUACUAUUGAUCCCCUUUGGGAGAGAAGGUGGAAAAUAUUUUAAAAUCCUUACUGGUUAUCUUCUAGAAUGAUUUUGUUUCUUAUGGCCAUAAAUAUAUAAGAAUAACUGCAAAACACUUAGCAUGCUACUUUGGAGACUGGAGGUGUUUUUCACUUAUUUUUAGAACUUGACCUUAAGACUGAAAAAUAACUUUUUCCUUCUGACUUUUGUUCUUUGCCUGGCAAACUUUAGUUAAAAACACAGAGAUGGAAAAUAUUUAAACUUUUAACUAGCAUGAGCUUUUCUUUUUGUUGUUUGUUUGUGUGCUAGCUCAUUUGUGAUGUCAACUCCAGUCAGGGGAAAAAGGUGUAACUAACUUGGCACUGCACAGAGUGCAAAAAUAGUUAUGCCAAAGCCCACAUGAACACUAUCUACUGCUCAGUGUUAUUAAUUUAUUUUUAUCAGUAAUACUUAAAAAAAAAACCAUGCUAUUGACAAACCUGGAAGAUGUUUCCCCAUCAGAUAAUAAUAAUAAGUUCAAGUGUAUCAUCCACUCUUCAACUUGCCCUUUUACACAGGAGCAGGUACCCAGAAUGAAUCACGUCAUGACUGAACGCUUUCUGACCUACUGUUGUGUGUUGAAGCAGCAUUACAGCAAUGAUUUAUGGGAUUUCUGGCCCUUAGAUCCGAAUAUAGAAAGAUGAAGAAUGAGUCCAAGGAAAAUAAGGGUAGGAAUGACCUCAUUUUGUGGAGACACCAUGUCUUGGUCAGCUUCAGAAAGCUGUGAAGAAAUGAGCUGCCUUUUUCUCUGUGCAGUUAUUUUAUCACCAUCAGUGAAAAGGUCCCAGAAUCUGUUGCAGAAUAAAGAGAAGUGACUUCAGGUUUCUAGAACAUAAAGACACACUGAUGGCUGCCUUCAUAUGCAGAAGACAUCAUUUAUAAUUAGCGCAGUGUAAAUAUAAUAGGCCUUGGUUCAGUUCAUUUGAAGUAAGUGAUCAGUAAGCACUAUUUUGUCAGCAUCCUGUCCCACACCAGUUGUUGCUGAGGAAAACUGAUGUCAUUUCUGAGCAGUGAAUAUUCCUGACAUCAUUGAGUUUGAGGACUUGCAGCUUCUAAAUACCAGCAGUUUUGUCUUGUGCUGUAAUGUAUCAGCAGACAUGUAGAGGUAACAUGCUUCAUGUGUUCAGUUUAAUCUCCAGCCUCCACUAAUAAAUUAAUUAUAAGUGACUUUUGGAAGGGAAAACAGAUGGUGAUGAGCUUGCAGAUUGUCCAUGUCACCUAAGUUCUCCUUUGCCUCCCUAUGAAGCGAGCCAGCAUCUCUGCUGGUAGCCUGUAAUGUUUUAAAUCCUUUGACUUGCAGCUUGUCCAUACAAUGUAUUGGAAAGAGUGAGGUUCUCUGCUUACCACUCAUCCUUCACGGACUUGAAGAGUUUGGGAGCUUUCUUCUUUUUCUGCCAAUUAUUUGAAUUUCUUCAGUCCGUAUUAAAACCAAAGGAAAUAGUCUAACUUCUCUGCAUUCUGACUUUGAGUUAGUUUGAAUGCUGAAUAAUGGGCAUAACUUCAGAACUUGUGAAUUUUACACAAAACGUCAUCACCAGUUUAUAGUAUUGCAGCAGGGUUUGUGAUUGUGAGCAGCUGAAAGUGUUCAGCAAAAGGCUGAGCUCUGUGCAGGAGAAUCAUGUCUCCUCUUGACACAUUGCUCUUCCUGGAUGCAAACACUGCUCCCUUGUUGGCUGGGGGUCACGCUGUUUUACAAGCUAGCUUCACAUGGCCUCAAAAAUGGUUGUUUCUAGGCAGCCCAUACCUCUGCUGAAAAAAUGGUUUCCUUUUUUUGGCCUCUCAAGGCUUAGAAACAUACAAGUGUCCAGUUAUUUAGAUAAUGGGCUUUCAAGCAACAUCUUUAUUAGGUGUUUGAGUUUAAGGCUUUUUGAAUGUAGGUUUAUUUGGUUCUAUGUCUUGAUACCAUCAGGUAAUGCUCCAUUUGGAUAGCAGAGAAUGUAUUCAUAUUUUAUGUGCCUUGUAUUAAAUGGUUCCUUUUUUUUCCCCACUUACCACAAGAAAUAAACCAUGGUCGAUUUGAUCUUUGGAUUCACAACCAGAAGUCACUUGCUGUGCAUAACAUGAGGUGACAUGUUCCAGACAAGAAGAAUCAUGGAAAUGCCACCUAGCAGCCAGAAAUGACGUCCACCCGUCGUCCAGCAUCAGAGAAUAAGAACUUCAGAGGAAGGAAUGCAACUUCAUAAAUAGGAAACCACAGAUACUAAUGGGGAGCAGAGGCAAACCUGCAGGUUAAAAAGUAGUUGCAAGAGAAGCUCAUACAUCCACACUGCGUGGAGAUUCAAAGAUGAUUUCAGCUCUAGCCUUUGUUUUUCUCCUCUGCCUCUCCUGUCCUUUUUCAUCAUGUCAGCAGAGAAGAGCAGGAAUUGAAGUUGGGCCUGAAAUGCUGGAAGAGAUGAGAGAAACUAACCGUGUGUUAAUGGAAGUUCGAGACUUGUUGAAACAGCAGAUUAAGGAGAUAACAUUCCUGAAGAACACAGUCAUGGAGUGUGAUGCCUGUGGCAUACACACUGAAGCGACAGGCCCUCUCAUCACUGUGACACAGUUUAACAGAUGUGUCCCAAACCCCUGCUUCCCUGGAGUGCCCUGCACUGAGACCAGCACUGGCUUCCGCUGCGGACCCUGUCCCCCAGGUUACUCAGGGAAUGGGUCCCAGUGCACAGACAUCAAUGAGUGCAGUGCAAACCCCUGCUUCCCAAAGGUCCAGUGCAUUAACACUGCUCCUGGCUUCCGCUGUGAUCCUUGCCCUCCUGGCUUCACUGGGCAAACGGUCGAAGGAGUUGGACUAGCUUAUGCCAGGGCCAACAAACAGGUUUGCACUGACAUCAAUGAAUGUGAGACAGGUGCUGCCAGAAAUUGCGUCCCGAAUUCUAUCUGUAUCAAUACACGGGGAUCCUACAAGUGCGGAGCUUGUAAACCUGGCUUUGUUGGGGAUCAAAUCACCGGCUGCAAGAGCCAGACAGGGAGACUCUGCCCUAACGGCGAAGUCAGCCCGUGCCACGAGAAAGCACAGUGCAUCGUGGAGCGGGACGGCUCCAUCUCCUGCGCGUGCCUUGUGGGGUGGGCAGGGAAUGGCUACAUCUGUGGGAAGGAUACAGACAUUGAUGGAGUCCCUGAUGAAAAGCUGCGCUGCUCUGACAAGAAGUGCCGCAAGGAUAACUGCAUGACUGUCCCCAACUCUGGCCAGGAGGAUGCAGACAGGGACGGAAUUGGAGAUGCCUGUGAUGAUGAUGCUGAUGGAGAUGGGAUAUUAAAUGCCGAGGACAACUGCGUGUACACCCGCAAUGCAGACCAGCGCAAUGCAGACAAGGAUAACUUUGGGGAUGCCUGUGACAACUGUCGCCAAGUGAAGAACGAUGACCAACGGGACAUUGAUGGCGAUGGGAAAGGAGAUGAGUGUGACGAUGACAUAGAUGGAGAUGGAAUCAAAAAUCCAACGGACAACUGUAAAAGAGUUCCUAACCCUGAUCAAAAAGACACUGAUGGUGAUGGAGUAGGAGAUAUGUGCGACAGCUGCCCGACUGUCAGUAACCCAGACCAGAAAGAUACUGAUCAUGAUCUCGUGGGAGAUGUCUGUGACACCAACCAGGACAGCGAUGGCGAUGGCCACCAAGACACAAGAGAUAACUGCCCCUCAGUGCCUAACAGCUCCCAGGUGGACACAGACAAUGAUGGACUAGGAGAUGAAUGUGAUGAUGAUGAUGACAAUGAUGGGAUUCCAGAUGAGAAACCCCCAGGCCCUGACAACUGUCGGCUUGUCCCUAACCCUGGCCAAGAAGAUUCAGAUGGUGAUGGUGUGGGAAAUCUUUGUGAAGAGGACUUUGACAGAGACAUGGUGAUUGACAGAAUUGAUGUGUGCCCAGAGAACGCAGAAGUGACGCUAACUGACUUCAGGGCUUUCCAGACAGUCGUGCUGGACCCUGAGGGUGAUGCACAGAUUGACCCCAACUGGAUUGUCCUUAACCAGGGCAUGGAAAUUGUCCAAACCAUGAACAGCGAUCCUGGCUUGGCUGUAGGUUACACAGCAUUCAAUGGAGUGGACUUUGAGGGCACAUUCCAUGUCAACACUGCCACAGAUGACGAUUAUGCUGGCUUCAUAUUUGGCUACCAGGACAGUUCCAGCUUCUACGUGGUCAUGUGGAAGCAGAUGGAGCAGACAUACUGGCAGGCAAACCCCUUCCGAGCAGUCGCAGAACCUGGUAUUCAGCUGAAGGCAGUGAAGUCCAAAACAGGCCCAGGUGAGUAUCUGCGCAACUCCCUCUGGCACACUGGGGACACCACAGACCAAGUCAAACUGCUGUGGAAGGACCCCCGCAACUCCGGCUGGAAGGACAAGACGUCGUACCGCUGGUUCCUGCAACACCGGCCUCAGGUUGGAUACAUCAGAGCUCGCUUCUAUGAAGGCCCCGAGGUUGUAGCAGACACUGGAGUUGUCCUUGACACAACUAUGCGAGGAGGGCGCCUGGGAGUCUUCUGCUUCUCCCAGGAGAACAUUAUUUGGUCAAACCUGCGCUACCGCUGCAACGAUACCAUUCCAGAAGACUAUGAAACAUUUAAAGUUCAGCAAGACUAACCUGACUUUUAAAUGUCCAACAAAAUCUGCUUAUAAAAAAGUGCUCAGCUGCCCCACUGUUGCCUCUGGUAUACUGUAUAAAGAACUGUAAGUCAUAUACCACUGCACUCUGCACAGCACCAAGUGUCACUGCACUAUCUGGCAUGUUUCCUACAACAGCAACUUUCCUGUAAAUGCUACCAAAUCCUCCUGGAACAGCAGAAGCACAGACGUCAAGUGUGCCUCGAAGCCUGUGCUGCUGUUCUCUGCACUACGUGGAGAAAGAUGUGCUGAGAAGCUACUGCAGUAGCUGAAUGGUUUGACUAAGAUUAGCCUGGAUGAUUCCCUGGACUUUUUUCCCCACUCCAAGGCUCUCAAAUGUAAAUGUUGUCUUUUUUGAGACCUACUAAAGCAAACCCAGAGUCUGAAAGGGUCACAGAAAGCCAAGUCCAAUGUCCGAGUUGCUCACAAAGUAUUAAAAAAAAAAAAAGCACUUUAGGGAGAGUAUCUUUGUUCUGGAAUGUUGGAUAAUAAAUACUCUAAUAGACUUCUCCUUGCUCACGUGCACGCUGCUUUUUUCCUCUUCUGAAACUUUUCCAUUGCUGAUACCUAAGAAAGAAACCCUCAAAAGCUGAAUGCGAGAGGAUGGCAGGAGAGCCUCAGCUGAAUUAAUGGUUCUGUUAGCAAUAUGAACACACAGGGAGAGUUUUUUCAGUCAAGAAGCUUCCUCUAGCUAGACCAUCCCACCUCGUUCUUGCAGAUAAGCAGCAGCUGAUUUCAGACUGAUAAGCAGAGGCCUUACACUCAGUUUGUGUUAUGACACCGUGCCAGAACUGCAAGGAGCAGCCGAGGACGAGGGAAAGCUGAAGCCAUCCCUGCUAAGAAGGGCUGACGUGGGCUGGGUGCAGCAGAGGCUCACAAAGGGCUUCUGCAGUUGGUAAGCUGGAAAGUCUGAAGUCCUGCAGUUCUGAGAUCUCAGUCUCGUCCAGCUCAACAGUUACCAAGCAGCAUUAAAAAACAAAGGCCCUGUUUUGCUAGAUGUUUCAUGCAAGCAGCUCAGAGCAGUUAUAGUGAAACUUAUGGGUUCAUCAGAAAGGCAGCUCCUGCUGAACACUUCAGUGCAGUUUUGUAAGCUAGAAUGAGGCUGCAUGGCAAACGCUGCUCCUGGUUACCAUCCAGUGCAGCUUCUGUGACAUGGUACCAAACGAGCAAGGUGUGAGCAGAGCUUUCCUCCUGCAAAGCUCGUGGCUAAAAGCACGUUUCACCAAGCCCAGGUCUGCACAGCACAGCGGAGUUGAGCUCACACUCAGGAGGCAGCAGCACGAGCAGAGAGGUGCAGGAAGAACCCACUGGUGUAACUGGCCCUAAAGGCUGCUGGCUGAUGGCAGCGCUUGCAGGACAUCUCCAUCCAGCAUUGCAAGGUUGUCACAAAGACAGACACUGAGUUUUCCUUCUUCCACAGGCAGCCAUGCAAAUGAGCCAGCCCAAAUUACAGCCAGCCCCAAUUAGACACAGCAGCUCUCAGCACUCAAGGAAAGCUCCGUAGCUUCUAAGAAACCACUUCCAGCACGGCGUGGCCACAGGUGGUGCACAGAUUUGUUUUCCACAGCUGUCAGAAGCCAACCAACCCAAAUGUCUCCCUGUUUGUUUGUAAACACCAACAGACCGACAGUGGAAACCUUCAGACCAAAAAGCAAACAAGGAACACAACAAGAAAAAGCAAAGCAGCCAGAGACAAAAACAUUUCAACUUUUAUUACAUUUCAUUUACAAAUAAUGCAAAGAUACAAAGACAAAAGCCUUCACACAAAAAAGAAAAGGUUGAAAAGAAUGUACAUUUAGUUGAGCUGCUUUUUCACAUCAUUUCUCAGAUUGCAAACACUUAAAGCCAACUUCAGUUUUCCACUUUACCUAUAGAAAAAACACAAUAAAUAAAACUUUUAUGUCGCAGGGACAAUUUUUCCAGCGUUCCUGUGCCACCAACACUGUAGCUGAAUAUAGGAUUGCAUAUAUCAGUGAAAUAAUCCACAAAUUAGUUUAAUAGAAAAAGUUAACUUGUAAAGAACAGUAUAUUAUACUGUCUCUGAAAAUGCAUAAAUCUGACGUUUUUUUCCCAAGCUCAACGAACGACAUAAAGUUGUUUUUAGCUGCCAGUCUGUGAGAGAAGCUGCCAAAAGCAGCUGUAUUUAAUUUGAUUAAAAUCCAACCUCCCCUCCUAAGCACUGUCACAUUGAACUUCCACUUCUCCUACGAGGAAUCCCUCCACACUUGGGGGCUCUGUUCAGGUAACGAGAAAAAGCUGCUAGAAGUCCUAAUUCCUCCCAAAAGAAAACCUCAGUAUCUACUGCCUUAUUAGUUAAUAGCUGGCUGGAAUACAAUAUUUCAAUUGCUACGCUGUAUAAUGCUGAGCAGAGAUCAGUGGAUGUGCGAUACUGAGACGGUCUGAAGGACGCCCAGGAUCAGUGAGUGAUGCAGUGCUGUUGAAGCAAGCCCUGCCCCAGCCUCCAGCUCCAUCGGCCUGACCACACAACUUCAUGCUCAUCAGUUCCACCUGCUCAUCUUCCCUGCAUUCCAUGUCUGCUGGAUCCUCAGGCUGAGCCACGUUAACCCUUUCCUGCCAGACAGAGCCUUGCAACGUCGCACGUAAGCGAAGGUGUUUGCUAACUGCUGCUUUUCUGCCUUGACCGAGAGCCAGAGCAGACGGUGCCGCCUUCAACGCUCGCCCUCUGCAGAGCUCAGCUCCGUUUCUGGACGCUGACGUCCCGUUCCUGAAGGGAACACUGACUCUCCAUCGCUACGGCUGCAGAACGCAGUUCUCAAAUUGGAUUUAUGAACUGGGACCUUCUGCCCCUUUUUAUUUUCUAAACCAUGGCAUAAAAACUGAGUGCUGACCGAUGCGCAGGACGUGCAAAGGAGCCGUUUGGCCGCACAGACACUGCAGCUCAGAAGGCAGAACGAGAUCAGCACUGUGAGCAGAGCCUAUCAGAGCCAGCAGCACAUCUGCUUUGUGCUGGACCCACAGAUGUGGCACACCCAGAACCUGCCCCCCUUCCAAAGGUUCAGUCGGUGCUAUUCCCAAUACAAACCCCUUCGCACGAGCUGAAGCCUCAUCCCAGACCUCCCCUCACCAAGCGUCAGUGGUGACAAUUUAAGCUUCUAUUGCACAUUCAGCUGCAGGAUGGACCGACCUGCACAGGUCUCAGAUGGAGCAGGGGGAGAUCUGUGCCCGCUCUGCAGCCCUCAAUUCCCACGCAGAGCUGCGUGCUGCAUCUGCUCCAUCCGCCCGCGUUUGUUUGUUGAAGGCUAUUCUAAAGUGGGCCAGGAGAUGAAACCUGGAUCACAUGGGUUUAACUGUGCCCCCCCCAAAGCCUCCUGGGGUUACGUAAACGUGGAGUAGGAGCACAGUGCUGCAGGUCAGCGCUCUGCUCUCCAGCACACAAACACCCCUGGUCCCCAUCGCUGCGAGGCCACCUCGCUCUCAUUUGCCACAGUCAAACUAAGAAAGACACCACAAAACGGGAUCCAACGUGUGUUAACAACCCAAUGACUCCAACAGAAAAAAAGCCACACCAACAUGAACGUGUCUGCUAAGCCGCAGCUGGGGGAGGCCGGGCGCAUCUGCUUCUUUUGAAUUUGCUCAUUGCAGGGGGGUGGGUGGCACGGACAGACAGACAGCGUUCCUCCAAACAGCAUCCGGACGAGCUCAAAAACACAACAAAGCAGCGAAACGCAGCACAGCUCCAGUCCAUGGUGGGAGGUGACCUGGCUGCCACUCCUCAGCAGCUCAGCGCUGCUCAGUCCCAACCAUCGGCUCAAAGCAAAAGAAAAUUCAUCAGGACCCACACAGCACAGACAGAACCCAGCGCCCGCCCCGACCCUGGCAGGCAGCAGCAGAACCUCUUCAAAGCAGCAAACAAUUGGUGACAGCUGAUAUCAACACGUCCACACCGAAACAAGCCCUACAACGUGUGCCCUGCUUCAGUGACGGAGCACAAGGGAAAGCGAUGGCAGAACAAAAGCGGUCUGUGCCAGCACAGUGCCACAGCAUCACUCAUCAAAACCCAUCAAACCCAUCGGCUUUGUUGGAACACAGCAGCAGCCACGAAGGGGAAACAGCAUCUGUCUGCACAGUUACAUCGUAAAAGAAAAAAGGGGAGAUUGAGGAAUUUGUGUGAGCUGAAGGCAGGAAAAUUAAGGAGUAAAACAGUCAAACCUAUCAUCUCCACUGCCAUCCUAUCAUCUGCUGUAAGAGCCGUCUGAGGUGCUGUCACUGCUGUGUCUCACUUGUGUGACAGCGAUGGCAGAAAUGCCAUCAGAAGAAGAGCAGUGAGGAAAACACCUCAGAUCCCACAGAGAUCCGUCCCUGCAGCCCUGCUGGCCGCAGCCACAGCCCAGCACCGAGGGCUCCCUGCGGACAGAGGGACGCUUGGCAGCAGAACAGAGCUCUGCUCACAUCUGUCAGACCUUUCCUCCAAGGCAGAGGCAGAAUAUGAGAACAAAACGUUGACUGCUGAAUGAACCAAACGGUGCUUUUUGCCAAAUCGCUCCGCUUCCUCAGCUGGCACCAGGCUCCUUCCCAGCAGUGCUCACAGCUGCGCCCCCACUGCAGAGCCGCGCUGCUCCAGAGCCCUUUGCUACGGCUGAACCCGGAAUGCGGUGACCGGGAAGGCUGAAAUUCAGAGAGAAGUUCAGAGCUGCCCAACAAAUCACCCAGGAAAUGGCAGAGGGAGCAACAGCCCGACAGCGAACACAACGCGCCGGGCCAAGGAGAUGCGCUGCACCUGGAACCUGAGGACAGGAGGACGCACAGCCGCCGUCCACAAGCAGCUGCAGGGGGAAGCAGACGGCUGCUCCACUCCUGACUUCUGGUCUCAUUACCUUCACCUGCAGAAAUCCACAGCGCUCACAGACUCUUCCCAUCCCUAAAGCAGAGAACCUGCAACAAGCAAAGAGCGAAGCCAUCGCCACCAGCAAUGGGAGAGGAGAAGAGAGGAGGGAGAGGCUGCGCUGCUCCCAGGAGAACGCGGUAAGAGCUCAGCCCAGGCUCCCUGCAGCCACUUCCCACACCUUCCCUUCUGCACCGACUCCCCAGCACUGCUCUGCUACGCGCUGCCCCUCUGACAGCACGGCUCCACCUCCCAAAGAAACCAGGCAGUGCAUUUACCCCUUCAGGCCUUUAUUUUGAUCAAGUUGGUCAAGCCCACAUAAGGCAACAGACACCACAGUUCAAACCGCCCCCCUCCCCCCGGCGGAAAAUAAAAUAAAUAACACAAAUGAAGAGAGUAGGUAAUGUAGUGUUUCGUUCUGCAGUAUAGAAAUUCCACACAAUGAUUCCGUUUAAAAAGGUAAAAAUGAUUUAUAGUACACAGUAAUCAUGUCAUCGUGGUGCCCGCAUAGAAAACCGACAUGCAAUCCAUGCCUACACUGCGCAGUAUAAAUAAGAUGCAACUAGAAAUACAAAGGACAGGAACACUACAAAUCAGCGUUAGGUUUUUUUUCCCCAUUUGGGUUUUUUUGUUGUUGUUUUUCUGUUUUUUAAAAAGAACACAGACGAACAGACGCUACCUGCGCUCUCACCCUGCCAUCACAGUGACGGGGGCUCUGCUGCCCACAGGAAUGCAUGCUGUGCUCCUGGCCCAGCUCUGCUCUCUGCCAGGGGGGCAUCGGCCCCGGAGCCCCUUUGAAGGGCGCACAGCUGGGCUGAGCAGAGCAGAGCUCAGAGGGCGGCUCGCUCUCGGUUGGUCCGCAAACACUUUUGCCGAGCGGCUCUCAGGAACGCUUCCUCAGAAACCCUUUUGUUUGUUUGUUUCGUAAAGGUAACAAAAUACACAAAGGGUCGAAAAGCUCCUUCGGUCAACUGACAGCCUCUGCCUGGAAACCUUUCUCCCCCCUCCUCUUUCAAAGAAGAAAAACGGGACCCGCAGGGGUUUUUCUGUACAGAAGGGUUUGCGGCUGAGCGCGGGCAAAGUGCUGCUGCCAUGCAAAGCCGGAGCGCGGGGUGGGACGGGGCUGCGCUGCCACACGGCACAGGGAGCUGAGCUGAGCCUGAGGAGCUGCCGCAGAACAGCAGGGCCAGCAGGGCCCCCGCCUGCAGGCGCAGCGCAAACCUGGAUUUCUUUUGAAGGUCACAGUAUUCCAUACACUGAAAGUUCGCUCCUGUGGAUCCCCCGUUCAUCGGCAAACACAACGGCCCAGCUGGGGAGCUCUCUCCAUAUACUGAUAUAAAGCACGCUGCGCGGAGGGGCCGGGUUCAUUCAGCAGGGACGUUCAGAUGGGAACUCCGACCCCACACAGCUUUGGGGUUAUUUAACUGAACGAGGUCUAAAUGAUAGUGGCAGCUUUUUGCUGCACGGCUUCUCCUCCCGCUCUGACAUCUGAGGGCAGCAGCUUUCAAUGCUCCCACGUUUGAGCUGAGAUCAGAGCUCACAGCUUGUGAACCACAACCACCAACCAGCGCGGCUCCCCUCCGCGUUUCCACCCCCAGCUCCAGGGCUGCUCUCACGCACGCAGUGGCAACGCAGAUCAGGAGGGGUGGCAGCCCCUCAGCACAGCGCUCAGUGCUGGGACCUCAUCCUCCCCUCCUGCAAGGAAGGAACAAAUCCUGCACCUCUCAGCCACGUGGUCCCGAAUUUGGACAGUUGCAUCCAGAUGUGAUUUUUGUUGUUGUUGUUUUAAAUUAAGGCCAUUUUAAAUGUCUACUUACAAGUCUAAUAAACAAGAUCUCUUAUAUACACGUGUAGUUUAAAAAAAAAAAACCUCAGAAGGUAGCAUUUAGCAACAGCUCCC